CUGAGCUCCUCGUCAAUUCGUAAUCCGUCAGCUCCGCACAACUGAGUCUGACAGAGACAGAUGGGGACACUCUUUAUCAGCCAAUUCCCCCUCCACCUCACUAUCCCGCCAUUGCUUCGCGCUACUUAACUGCCUCUGCAGGCAACACACCUGCGGCGCCCGGGCUUCCGGUUGAGUUCCUAGUUAUUCGUCGCACCUGCGACUGCGCCGUGAUGGGCGACUCGGAUUUUCGGCCAGCAUUGCUGGUCAUCGACAUGCAAGAGGACUUCUGCCCGCCGAACGGCUCCCUCGCCGUCGCCGAAGGCCGGUCCAUCGCGCCGCUGAUCAACACCCUCCUGGCGCUGCCCGCCUUCCGCCUCAAGAUCGGCACCAAAGACUGGCACCCGCCGGACCACAUCUCCUUCGCGCACAACCACCCGCCGCCGGACAACCAGCCCUUCACCUCGACCACGACCAUCACCAACCCGCUCAACCCACACGAGAGCUACACGACCCGCCUCUGGCCGGCGCACUGCAUCCAGUCGACCCCCGGCGCGGCGCUGAUCCCGGAACUCGACGCCGCGCGGCUGAGCCACGUGAUCGAGAAGGGCACGGACGCGCGCGUCGAGAUGUACUCGGCGUUCUACCCGCCGCUGCGCGACCCGCCGGUGGCGGGCGCCGACAGCGGGCUGGCGGGGCUGCUGCGGGCCGCGGGGGUCACGCGCGUGUACGUGGUCGGGCUGGCGGCGGACUUUUGCGUGCGGCACACGGCCGAGGACGCGGUGCGCGAGGGGUUCGAGGCGGUCGUCGUCGAGGACGCGACGCGGGCGGUCGAGCCGGCCGCGUGGGAGGCGGUCGUUAAGAAGGAGAUGCAGGCGUGCGGGGUGCAGAUUGUGCGGGCGGCGGAUUGGGAGGUCAGGAGGUUGUUUGAGGGUGAGGGGAAGUAGCUAGGUAUCUACUAAGGGAGUGUGGUGGGCGGAGGUUUUUUGGGGACGAUGAUGCGAAGGAAGGAGGCAAAUGGGGUGAUGGGUUCACUAAUGGUUAUGAUUGGGGUCUGGAUAGCCAUAUGAACGCCGCGAGCGUCAAGCAAGCCAUGAUUGGGACAUGAAUUGUUUGUGUGUGUGCAGACAAUUUCAGAGGGCUCCAAAGGGCAGACUCCAAGGGUGCAUAUACAUUUGCGAGAUUGACGUCUCUGCGUCCUCACAUACCUAUUGGCCCACUAUCUUUCGGCACCUCGGACACAUCAUCGGACACAGCCCAUCCG
This is a messenger RNA of Thermothielavioides terrestris NRRL 8126, 1243 nucleotides long. RefSeq lists its product as uncharacterized. Bases 213 to 926 code for a protein of 237 amino acids. The record is from RefSeq and is a predicted model, not a curated record. NCBI's taxonomy places the organism in Eukaryota, Fungi, Ascomycota, Sordariomycetes, Sordariales, Chaetomiaceae. The transcript is spliced from 2 exons.